AUGCCUCCAAUUCGCCUCGCAACAGCAUCCCCCGCAACCGCGGCAACAACAGCUCAAACCCUCAUCGACAUAACCACCCUCGCCAACCGCGCCUCCGCAGCCGGCGCAGACCUCCUCCUUCUUCCGGAAGCUUACCUCGGCGCCGGCUACCCCCGCGGCGCCUCCUUCGGCUCCAAAAUCGGCUCCCGCGCCCCCGAGGGUCGCGACGAGUUCCUCGCCUACUUCAACGCCGCCGUCGACCUCGGCGACACCGUCGGCGAUGCGGGCGCCGGGGGCGGUGACAAGUGGGUGAAGAAGCAGCUGCCCGCUCAGCAUGCCGCCGGUGAAAAGGUCGAGAGGGGCGACGGGUCGCGGGAGGCGCUGGAAAAGAUUGCUUCCCAGGCGGGCGUGUUCCUCGUCGUCGGGUGCAUCGAGCGCGCCGGCGGGAGCUUGUACUGCUCCGUGGUCUACGUCUGUCCCAAGCUGGGCAUGAUCGGGAAGAGGCGCAAGGUGAUGCCCACUGCCACGGAACGCCUAAUCUGGGCCCAAGGCUCCCCCGCGACCCUCCGCGCCGUCUCGACGACAAUCAAGGGCGUCCGCAUCAACCUCGCCGCCGCAAUCUGCUGGGAGAAUUACAUGCCCCUCCUCCGCCAGUCCCUCUACGCCCAAAACAUCAACCUCUACCUCGCGCCCACAGCCGACGGCCGCGACACCUGGCUCCCGCUGAUGCGCACCGUCGCCUGCGAGGGUCGCUGCUUCGUCGUCUCGUCCAACAUGGCCGCCAGGCCCUCCGCGCCGACAACGACAUCGGUAGCGCAGAGCAGCGACAGCGGUAUCGAAGACGCCGAAGAGGCACCAGACGCUGACGUCUACCCCCGCCCGCGCCGCAACUCGUGCCUCACGGAAGAGGGUUUCGAAAUCGCCCUCCCCGAAAAGUCCUCUAAACCAGCCUCCAACGGCACCAGUACCAGCCCUAGCCACCGCCGCAAGUCCAUCAUCGUGGAAGACGGCAAUGAGAUUGUCCUUCCCGGCGAUGAAAACCGCACCAACGGCACCACCAACACCAAGACCAAGACGGCCUCGAAACCGGCUCUUAAAUCGGAAGAUUGGGUCUCCCGCGGCGGGUCCUCCAUCGUCGGCCCCUUUGGCGACGUCCUAGCUGGACCGCAGUGGGAAGACGACGAGGGCAUCAUCUACGCUGAUGUUGACUUCGACGACUGCAUUCGCGGACGGUUGGAUAUUGAUGUCGGCGGGAGCUACUCACGUAACGAUUCGUUCAAGUUCUCCGUCGAGGGGUUGGAUCUCGACCCCUUGCCGUACUAG
Molecule: messenger RNA, 1302 nt
Organism: Colletotrichum orchidophilum
Lineage: Eukaryota; Fungi; Ascomycota; Sordariomycetes; Glomerellales; Glomerellaceae
Product: carbon-nitrogen hydrolase
Exons: 2
Coding region: 1-1302 (433 amino acids)
Molecular function (GO): catalytic activity
Source: RefSeq, a predicted model, not a curated record